AUGACGACGAUGACCUGGCGCUUUUAUCGCCAGCUAGCUCGUCGUGGUUGGGUGUGUUGGAACUGGUCGCCGGGUGGGGAAGGGGAAGGGGAAGGGGAAGGGGAAGGGGAAGGGGAAGGCGAUGGCGAUGUCGGUGGCGAUGGCGAUGGCGAUGGCGAUGGACGAGAUCACUUCGGUAGUUUCUCACGUCUUCCUAUUGAUGACGGUACACUUUGGAGUCACCCAAGCAUCGUCUGUCCCAUAGCUCCCAUCACCGUUUUCUCACUCCCUCGACCCCUCCAUCCAAUCUUCACCCAAUCCAGACCCAUAGCCGACGUCGUCUCCGUGACGGAAUGCGAUUCCUGUCGGUUUUCCACCUUCAAGUGUCCUCUGAACGAUAGCAACUUUUGUUGGUUAUGGGUCGAGAUGGACGCCGAGGAGGCGUAUAGGUUAAACGAGCAGCAGGGUGGGUAUUCAGGCUGGGUAGAGGGAGAUAGGGUUAGAGUUGGAGGUAGGUAUCAGAGGAUCACUGUGGCUUCCUUGGUCCUCACCGGCGGCGGGGGAUAGGGGGUUGUGUCACAUACGUACAUACCAUUCAUCGAUCUUGGAUUUGGUCACACCAAAAAUGCACGAUACACAUUCCAUUCC
Molecule: messenger RNA, 627 nt
Organism: Tremella mesenterica DSM 1558
Lineage: Eukaryota; Fungi; Basidiomycota; Tremellomycetes; Tremellales; Tremellaceae
Exons: 3
Coding region: 10-546 (178 amino acids)
Source: RefSeq, a predicted model, not a curated record